AUGCUCUUCGGGGUCAAGGACAUUGCUCUGUUGGAGCACGGGUGCAAGGCGCUCGAGGUGGACAGUUACAAGUCCCUGAUGAUCCUGGGUAUACCGGAAGACUGCAACCAUGAGGAGUUCGAAGAGAUCAUACGGGUCCCCCUGAAGCCCCUGGGCAAGUUCGAAGUGGCCGGGAAGGCGUUUCUGGAAGAAGAGAGAUCCAAGGCAGCCAUCAUUAGGCUGGAGGAGGACAUCAAUUAUGCCGUGAUCCCCAGGGAGAUCAAGGGCAAGGGCGGCAUGUGGAGAGUGGUCUACAUGCCCCGGAAGCAGGACAUAGAAUUCCUGACCAAGUUGAACCUCUUCCUGCAGAGUGAGGGCAGGACGGUGGAGGAUGUGGCCCGGGUCCUGAGGCAGGAACUGUGCCCAACAGUGAUGGGCCCCAGAGAGCUGCCUGCCAGAAAGUGCCGGGUGCCCGGGCCUGGGGAGAAGGCGGGGGCCGGGGCCCCCGCGGUCGCCGACGGGGCGCCACCUCCGGCCUCGGUGGAGAAGCAGAGCAAGGCUGGAGAUGACAAGAGAGGCAAGCGAAAGCACAAGAAAAGCCGUCGACGGCACCAUGCAUCUGACAAGAAGCUGUGA
Neomonachus schauinslandi (Hawaiian monk seal) is the source of this 615-nucleotide messenger RNA. It is a transcript of the gene PNMA8C, whose product is annotated as PNMA family member 8C. The transcript has a single exon. The coding region runs from base 1 to 615 and encodes 204 amino acids. Lineage: Eukaryota; Metazoa; Chordata; Mammalia; Carnivora; Phocidae. The record is from RefSeq and is a predicted model, not a curated record.